CAUCAAUGACAUCAGGAGAAACAUUCAGGAUGUGAUCGGCACCAAGGCCAACAUCAACAUAGGCCCAGCUGCGGAGAACUAUGGAGGCGAGACCUUCCUGUCGGAGGAAGUGGCCAUCUCCCUUCUGCAGGAGACCAAGCAGGCCUUCAAGAGGUGCCAGAUGUUAUCCACCCAGUCAGAUGUUCACAACAAUGCAGUGCAGAUAUUCGACCUUCUCACCAAGGCGCUGUUGAUUGAGCACGUUGAUUAUGCAAUAGAAUUAGGCCUGCAGGUGAUCCCAGGUGGGGAAGUGCGCACGUCCCCAGAGAUCAGCUUCCUCGAAGUCGUGCACCAGAGCAGCUCCAUGAUGAACCUCCUGGACAAGCUCUUCAGCGACAGCCUCGUACCACUAAUAAUCUCAACCCCAAAACACGGAGACUGUCUGCAGAAGAAGAAGCAGAUGGGCACCAAUCUGGAGCAGAAGCUGGAUCUUGGCCUCGACCGAACCUUAUCUGCCAUCACUAACUACGUCAGGCAUGUCCUCACCACUGAACAGAAGCGCACAGACUUCAAGCCUGACAACGACGAUAUUCUCAUUGCCAACGUCACUACGGCUUGCCAACGUGUCGUCAGGUGGAUAAGUGUGGUGGCCGAGCGCAUGAGGGACACAUUAGAUGGACACAACGUGGAGAGUGCGUUGCUUGAGCUCGGCUUGAGGCUCCACCGCACCAUCCUCGACCAUCUCAUGAAGUUUGAAUAUAGCGCCACAGGUGCCAUGGCCGUCAUCUGCGACGUCAACGAGUACAGAAAGUGUGUCGCGAGCUUCAAAAUCCCUCUGGUGAACUCCCUGUUCGACACUCUCCACACCCUGUGCAAGCUCCUCCAGGUGUCGCCCGAGAAUUUGAAGAUGGUGUGCUCGGGGGAUCAGCUGAGUGGUUUGGACCGCACCGUGCUAGCCAGCUUCAUCCAACUCCGGUCAGACUUCAAGACGGCGAAACUCGGCAACCAGCUCAAGUAAUCGGGCUUGAAGUGCGACGUCAUUUUUUCCCCCUUCUUUGACAGUGAAAGACAUAUGGCGACAUUCCACUUUAGUCUGUUUGUUUUGUCGGUCUGGAUAUUUGUUAUUAUUGUUAUUUUUUUUUUAGUCAUAAUUGUUUUGAGUUUUUUUUUUUUAUUGGUUUGACUUUUUAUCUUCAUCCUUUUUUUUCCCUUUGUUCCAUAUCUUUAAGAUUAUUUUUGAGUUUUUUUUUUAUGAGUGUAUAUAAUGACGUACUUUUAAGUUAACAAUAACUCUUAUCACCAAAAAAAAAUUAUAUAUGAAUAUUUCUUGCAUCUUAUGUUAAUGUGAUGCAUUUAUUUAUUUAUUUAUUUUUUAUUAUUGACCUUUUUCCGUCAUGCAUCCCUAAAUAUACAUAAAGCACAGAUUAUAUGAUAUCUUUGUUGCAGGGUACGUAUAUUGUAGGGUUACGAUAUAUUAUACUCUGGUUAUCACAAAGAUACAUGGCCUCUUGCGUAUUUUUUUUUUAGGAAAUAUUUUCUAAGAGAGAUUUUAAAGUGUUGAUAUAUGAUUUCGUGUUAACAUAAUUUAUUUAUUGUACAGAGUGAAAAAUUUAACCCAGUCGAGUGACGUGUAAGUGAGAUUAGGUAAGGAAAUAGUUUACGAUUUAUAUGAUAAAGGAAAAUACAUAAAUUAAAAAAAAAUAAUAAUG
Messenger RNA from Penaeus chinensis, 1688 nucleotides. RefSeq names its product exocyst complex component 5-like (gene Sec10). The record is from RefSeq and is a predicted model, not a curated record. Lineage: Eukaryota; Metazoa; Arthropoda; Malacostraca; Decapoda; Penaeidae. Gene Ontology annotation, cellular component: cytoplasm; exocyst. Gene Ontology annotation, biological process: Golgi to plasma membrane transport; exocytosis.